AUGCCAGCAACUGUGUUUCGCCGGGGUUUAUUAUUAAAACCGAACAUGAGCGCGGACGCAAUGAAUUUUGACGAUGACAGUUACGUAGAUGUAAACUCUCUGCCAUUGAAGCCACCACAACCAUUAGUUCUACCAGAAAAACCGGUACGUCGAUCUUGGCAUCCUGUCAUGUGGGAUGACGGCAACCAAGCAGUAGCUCAACCAAUAGAGGGAAAGAUCCACACGCCAUCAAAAGAGUUUCCCCAUAAGAAACAAAUUCGCAACAUACGGCGCUUAAUUGCUGAAGGAAAAGUAAAACCAACAUCGGAAACACUAAUUUUCUUUUUGUGUAAUAAGUUUGCAAUUUCCGAAGAGCGACAGGCCCGUAUGCUUGACAACUGA
Leptosia nina is the source of this 381-nucleotide messenger RNA. NCBI's taxonomy places the organism in Eukaryota, Metazoa, Arthropoda, Insecta, Lepidoptera, Pieridae. The record is from the annotation of a GenBank genome assembly.